UAGAUUCAGUUCCUAUAAGAAGUUGCCACCCCUCCCAUUCUUUACUUAAUUCUCUCAAGACAUCCAUUCGAUUGAUUUAGACAACAAAGAAAAAUGGAAGAUUACUCUGGUCCUCUGAACUGGCCGUGCUUCUACCAAGAUGAGGGGAUCGAAGACUUGAGGCAUUAUCUCUUGUACACUACAGAACUAGAAACAGCAAUUGUAUCAGCGAAGGAGGAGAUCACAAGAAGAGAAUUUGAGAUAUUCCAUCUCAAAGAUCUUAUAAGCAAGGCAAUUGAGGAAAGGAAUGAGGCCCAGAUACAAUGCCAGGAACUGGUUUCUGACAAACUAGCCCUCCAACAACAACUGCUACAAAAACAGCAGGAAAAUCAGCUGCAGCAAGAAAUGCAGCACUUGAAGCAAGAAUCCGCUUCACUCACAAGAACUUGCAGCAGUGAAGAUGAAUCCAAGGCUAGCGACUCCAACAAUCACAGCAGCUCUCCUGAUUCAAGCAAAGUCACUGUUCCCUCGCAGUUUACCGAUCCAAUUCCCCAGGAAACACUGCAAUCAUCUCUCCCAGAAGUGAUCCUCAAGUUAGCAGCUGACAAGCCACUGCCAGUGAAAGGGAAACUCUUGCAGGCAGUGAAGGAAGCCGGUCCACUUCUGCAGACCCUUCUCCUGGCUGGACCACUCCCUCAAUGGCAGCACCCGCCUCCCCAAUUAGACUCCAUUGAGAUCCCACCAGUAACCAUUUCUUCACCAACAGCUCGGCUAAUACACCAAGACUCUUUCAACAGUUUCAGUUCUUGUUUGAGCAAGAAGAGGGAUCUUGAGCUCCGUGAAGGUCCCGAUUCUUCUUCCCCUGCCAACAAGUACCAGAAAGUUGUCCCCCAUUGACCAAAACCUUAGUUCUUACACACAAUUCUCUAGUACAUCCAUCCCCUUCAUGCUGUUAAACAUGACAAGGAAAUCAGCAUGAAAUGGAUGGCAUAGCUAUCCUGCAUCAGUUUGGAACUGUAAACUACUUUUGUCUUAGAAAUUAAUGAUUCUAACUUCUCUAGAAAGUCAGAUAGAGACUUAAAUUAUGUAUAAUGUGAAAAUGGGCACUGAAUUCUCCAUGUCAGCUGGGAAAUUUUAUAUCAAUAUAUUUCCUUUAUUUCA
Messenger RNA from Populus nigra (black poplar), 1140 nucleotides. RefSeq lists its product as uncharacterized. The transcript has 2 exons. NCBI's taxonomy places the organism in Eukaryota, Viridiplantae, Streptophyta, Magnoliopsida, Malpighiales, Salicaceae. The record is from RefSeq and is a predicted model, not a curated record. The coding region runs from base 94 to 876 and encodes 260 amino acids.